This is a messenger RNA of Asparagus officinalis (garden asparagus), 1280 nucleotides long. RefSeq lists its product as uncharacterized. Bases 195 to 758 code for a protein of 187 amino acids. The record is from RefSeq and is a predicted model, not a curated record. The transcript is spliced from 2 exons. Lineage: Eukaryota; Viridiplantae; Streptophyta; Magnoliopsida; Asparagales; Asparagaceae.
UAGAAAAGUGCAUCACAGAGGUGGGACCGAAAAAUAUCAUCCAAAUCAUAACCGAUAAUGCUUCGGCAUGCAAGGCCGCGGGAGGGCUUGUGGAGCAAACUUGGCCUCACAUAUUUUGGACUCCUUGUGUAGUCCAUACACUCAAUCUUGCUGUUAAGAAUAUUUGUGCGGCUAAGAACACGGAAGCAAAUGUCAUGGCUUAUGCACAAUUACAUUGGAUUACAGAGAUCUCCGAUGAUGCAUUGUUUAUGAAGAAUUUUAUCAUGAACCACUUUAUGCGGCUUUCCAUAUUUAAUGAUUUUUCCAAGAUGAAGCUCAUAUCAAUUGCCGACACAAGAUUUGCCUCGUGGAUUAUUAUGUUGAAGAGGUUUAAGGUCGUCAAGAGAGGCCUCCAAGACAUGGUCCUUAGUGAUCGAUGGAGCUUAUAUAGAGACGAUGAUGUGAAGAAAGCUCAAUUUGUGAAAGAGAAAGUCCUCGAUGAUUUGUGGUGGGACAAGAUAGAUUUUAUUCUUGAUUUCACCGGCCCAAUCUAUGAAAUGAUAAGGGUCACCGACACCGAUACACAAUAUCUUCAUUUGGUGUAUGAUAUGUGGGAUACAAUGAUUGAGAAGGUGAAGCAAGCUAUUUACAGGCAUGAGGGUAAAAGGGAUAACGAGGAAUCUCCUUUUUAUGAGGUGGUUCACAAGAUCUUGGUGGAUCGAUGGAACAAGGGCAACACCCCGCUUCAGUGCUUGGCACAUUCUUUAGUUCCAAGGUAAUAUUUCACAUUUUACUCUUUAAUGCGAAUAUUUCAAUUAAUUUUAAUAUAUGAAUUUCUUCUCACAAACAUAGGUACUAUCAUUCCACAUGGCUCAAUGAGAACGUCAAUCGGCAACCUCCAAAUCAAGAUCUUGAGAUCUCUACAGAAAGAUCAAAGUGCUUAAGAAGAUAUUAUCCUAACCCCGAUGAACGAUUGGUGGUGAACUUGGAAUAUGCUAAGUUUGUGGGGUCUUUGGAGGCUUUUGGUGAUCCGGAUUCUCUUUCCGAUAGAGGACAUAUGGAUCCAAAGUCAUGGUGGCUUCUUUAUGGUGCAAGUGCUCCAAAUUUGCAAGCAUUGGCCAUAAAGCUUCUAGGCCAACCUUGUUCCUCUUCUUGUUGUGAACGGAAUUGGAGUACGUAUGGUUUCAUUCACUCCUUAAAGAGGAACAAGCUAACCCCGACACGGGCGGAGGAUCUUGUUUAUGUUCACACCAACCUUCGUUUACUUUCUCGGAAUUCGGAAGAGUAUAUGGAAGGGGAAU